UGGACGGAGCUCGAGGAAAUGCACCGCGAGGGCAAGGUCCGCGCGCUCGGCGUCUGCAACAUGUCCGCGCCCCAGCUCGAGCGCCUCCUCAAGUUCUGCGCCAUCCGCCCGGCGGUCUACGAGGCCGAGAGCCACAUCCUGCACCAGCAGCACGACGUCGUCGCGCUCUGCCACCGCGAGAAGAUCGCCGUGCUCGCGCACACGCCGCUCGGCCAGGGCUCGGUGCUCGACCAGGCCUGCCUCGCGCACGAGUCGCUCACGCCCGCGCAAGUCGCCAUCCGCUUCAACCUGGACCGCGGCGUGUCCGUGCUCCCCGGCGCCAUGAAACUGUCGCACGUCGAGGAGAACGUC
This is a messenger RNA of Aureococcus anophagefferens, 351 nucleotides long. RefSeq lists its product as hypothetical. Lineage: Eukaryota; Pelagophyceae; Pelagomonadales; Pelagomonadaceae. The annotation marks the transcript as partial. Gene Ontology annotation, molecular function: oxidoreductase activity. The record is from RefSeq and is a predicted model, not a curated record. The transcript has a single exon.